CGUUCCCCGUCCAGUCAAGAUGGCGAUGGCUCUUCUUGGGACCGGGCUGUCGCCGAGUUUGCAAGCCAGGCCGAGAAGCUCUCCCUUCAGCAUCCGUCCGAAACCGCCGUCGGGGACGGAGUCGCCGCCGAAGCACGCUUUGUGACGCCCCGAGACCCAGUACUUGUCACGGCGGACGGCAACCGCUUGGCUCCGGUGCCGUUGGAAGAGGCACACAAGCUGAAUGUGCUGCGGGAAGAGCUGCAACAUCACGAACCUGGAACAGUAGCAUCGGCAGGCGGGGAAGACUAUGGCAUCAGUGCAGAGGGACCUGCGCCACCAAUGAAGAGGGCGGUUGAUGUUGCCGCGGAAAAGGCAAAAGAACGGGGAGCAAAAUCGCCGGACGGGAGUCUUCGGCGGGCUAUGCCCCCGACGCACACGAACCCUCUAUUCCCGCCGUUACCACUCUACGGCCCUCCUUCUCUACUCCGAAACCUCCAGUGUCGCGUGUUUCAGAUAUCGUCGUUCUUUCUCAGCCUUGCCUUUCUCAGUGUCAUCGUCCUCGGUGCGCUCUUCACCAGCAUCGGCCCGUCGCUGCGGCGGCUCUGGCUGCGUGCAACACUGCGGGACCCCGACCGCGCCCGUCCGUUCUACGCCGAGGAGGUCAACGAGAGGAAAAGGAGGCUUGAGAGAGAACGAGAAUGGAGAGAGGGUAUCCGCUCCGGCGAUGAUGGCUUCACACCCAGCGAAGGAGGGCCCGACCCGAUUGUGUGUGAUCCGGCAUACUAUGCCCGCCGCGUUGGUCUGGACAUGGAAAGCUUCCAAGUUCAGACUGAAGACGGUUUUAUCAUUGAGCUCUGGCACGUCUAUGAUCCGAGGGAAUACCGACCUCUGUCCGGGAGUGACCGCGCUGCUGGCGGCCCAGAGACCCUCGAGCGCCUCGACCAAAGAGAUCCCAGCCACAACGCCAUCAACGGCAGCAACAGCGCACGGGACGAGAGCCAGGGCAACAACCAGAAGCCCAAGUUCCCCGUCCUCCUCAUGCACGGCUUGCUCCAGAGCUCCGGCGCGUAUUGCGUCAACGACGACGCGUCGCUGGCUUUCUUCCUCUGCAAGUCGGGCUACGACGUCUGGCUGGGCAACAACCGCUGCGGCUUCUCGCCUAGACACGCCCUGCUCGACUACUCGGACCCGCGCAUGUGGUGCUGGAAUAUACGGCAAAUGGGCGUCUUCGACCUGCCGGCGCUGGCGUCACGCGUACUGGUCGAGACCGGCUUCGCGCGACUCGGGCUCAUUGCGCACUCGCAGGGCACCACGCAGGCGCUGGUGGCCCUGGCCAAGGAGCAGCGCCCGGACCUGGGCGAGAAGCUCACCGUCUUCUGCGCCCUGGCGCCCGCCGCCUACGCGGGGCCGCUCAUCGGCAAGAUGUACUUCAAGUUCAUGCGCGUCAUCUCGCCGGCCAUGUUCCGCCUCAUGUUCGGCAUCCACGCCUUCAUCCCGCUCAUGAUGACCAUGCACCGGGCGCUGCACCCCUGCGUGUACGGCUGGCUCGGGUACAAGGUGUUUUCCUUCCUCUUCAACUGGACCGACGCCCGGUGGGACCGCGGGCUGCGGGACCGCAUGUUCCAGUUCGCGCCCGUCUACGUCAGCUCCGAGUCGAUGCGCUGGUGGCUAGGGAGGGAGUGCUUCGCCAGGCACAAGUGCAUCCUCGCGACCAAGGAGGAGUGGAGGGCCGAGGAGAGGGAGGACGCCCGGGAGCGGGAGCAGGAGCAGGAGCAGCAGGGGAGGGGGACGCUGUCGUCGUCGUCGGUGCUGGCGCGGGCGGUCCGGGACAUGGAGGGGGACGAAGGGGUGAGGAGGUCGGAGCAGGCGGCCGGGGCGUACAGCAAGAGGAAGCCGAGGGGGUCGACGGCGUGGUACAAUCACCAGGCGCCGCCCUUUGCGCUGUGGGUCUGCGGCAACGACGCGCUGGUGGACGGCGAAAAACUGCUUAGGCGGUUCGAGCGCGGCCGGGAGCCGCACGUCAGGGUCGUCCACAGCAAGGUCAUUCCCGAGUACGAGCACUUGGAUGUCAUUUGGGCCAUGGACGCGCCGGAGCAGGUGUUCAAGGAGGUGCGGGAAGUGCUGUGGAAGACGUGCGACGUCAGGGACCUGUGCCGCGUGCCGAAGGGUUGCGAGGACGUGGAGCCCUGGGUGCCUCCAGAC
Messenger RNA from Thermothelomyces thermophilus ATCC 42464, 2184 nucleotides. RefSeq lists its product as uncharacterized. Gene Ontology annotation, biological process: lipid metabolic process. NCBI's taxonomy places the organism in Eukaryota, Fungi, Ascomycota, Sordariomycetes, Sordariales, Chaetomiaceae. The transcript has a single exon. The annotation marks the transcript as partial. The record is from RefSeq and is a predicted model, not a curated record.